Anopheles stephensi (Asian malaria mosquito) is the source of this 5002-nucleotide messenger RNA. RefSeq names its product catenin alpha (gene alpha-Cat). The coding region runs from base 554 to 3295 and encodes 913 amino acids. Gene Ontology annotation, biological process: cell-cell adhesion; cell migration. Lineage: Eukaryota; Metazoa; Arthropoda; Insecta; Diptera; Culicidae. Gene Ontology annotation, molecular function: beta-catenin binding; cadherin binding; structural molecule activity. The record is from RefSeq and is a predicted model, not a curated record. Gene Ontology annotation, cellular component: actin cytoskeleton; catenin complex; adherens junction. The transcript has 10 exons.
CGCAUACAGCACGGACGAGCGCAGAACAAAAAGACAUUUCUCAAACCAUUGCAACGCGUCACACCCUGUGCAUGGUGAGCAGAAAACAUAAUUUCCAAGAGCUUUAAAUCUACGAAAAAGGUCAUUUAAAGUGAACAAAACAUUGCCAAAGGUGUCACCAUUCGCCCAAGAUCCGUGUUGAACAGUGGGCAGUGCAGUGCGUUGGCCAAACGGGGGAAAUAAAUUGGACGAAAAGUUCCAGUGCGCGUGUGCGUGUAUGUGUGUGAAAAAGCAUAAAGCAAGCAGGCAAGCAUACAGCAGAGUGCCUCUGGAGGGUGACUAAUCUGCUGUGAAUUCUGCUGCUACAUUUUGUGGAACACGGUGAACGGACAAACAAAAAGCGUCGCUGCCUUUGCUGUGUGAUUCCGAAAAGCUGACGGACAAAGGCUGUGCCGUCUCGUUGCUAGGUUGGCCGCGCGAGCAGCGAGUGUGUGACUUUUGUAAGUGAAAUUGUAACCGCGAACAGCAACUUUCUCGCUUGUAACUGCUGCUGGUGGCAGUUCCCCGGGGCACAAUGGAAACGCUAUCGAAUUUCGGCCAAGUGGCACUGAAAUGGGACCCAAAGAAUCUCGAAAUACGCACGAUGUCGGUGGAAAAGACGCUCGAGCCGCUGGUACUACAGGUCACCACGCUCGUCAGUACGAAGGGGCCGAGCAAAAAGAAAAAGGGCAAAUCGAAACGCGCAAGUGCGUUAGUUGCCGCCGUCGAAAAGGCCACCGACAUUUUCAUCGAGCGCGGCGAACAGAUUGCCUAUGAAAAUCCGGACAUCACGCAGGAGAUGCUGUCCGCGGUGGAGGAAGUUCGCAAAACGGGGUCCGCCAUGAGCAUUGCAGCGCGUGAAUUUUCCGAAGACCCGUGCAGCUCUCUGAAGCGCGGAAAUAUGGUCCGCGCUGCCAGGAACCUUCUGUCCGCCGUGACGCGUCUGCUCAUCCUAGCCGAUAUGGUCGAUGUGCAUCUGCUGCUCAAGUCGCUGCACGUCGUCGAGGACGAUCUUGACAAGCUGCGAAACGCAUCGUCCCAGGACGAGCUGAUGAACAACAUGCGCCAGUUUGGCCGUAAUGCAAACGAGCUUAUCAAGCAGGCCGCCAAACGGCAGCAGGAGCUGAAGGAUCCGCAGCUGCGUGAUGAUCUGGCAGCGGCCCGGGCUGUGCUGAAGAAACACUCCACCAUGCUGCUGACGGCGUCGAAGGUGUACGUACGCCACCCGGAACUCGAUUUGGCCAAGGUGAACCGGGACCACAUACUGAAGCAGGUGUGCGAAGCGGUCAACACGAUUAGCGAUGUGGCACAGGGCAAAUCGUCUCAGCCGCAGGACGUGUACGUUGGGGCUGGUGAGUUGGCGGCAGCGCUAGACGAUUUCGACGAGGGCAUUAUUAUGGACCCACGGGCAUACAACGAAGUACGCUCCAGACCAUCGCUCGAGGAGCGGCUGGAGAGCAUUAUCAGUGCGGCGGCACUGAUGGCCGACGCGGACUGCACCCGGGACGAGCGGCGUGAGCGCAUCGUUGGUGAAUGUAACGCUGUCCGACAAGCGCUGCAGGAUCUGCUGUCGGAGUACAUGUCGAACAUGGGAACGAAAGAUCGCACACCCGAGCUGGAACGCGCCAUCGGGCACAUGUAUCGGAAAACGAAGGACUUGCGCCGACAGCUACGCAAAGCCGUUGUCGAUCAUGUUUCGGAUUCGUUCCUGGAAACGAACAUGCCCCUGCUGGAUCUGAUCGAAGCGGCACGCGGCGGCAAUGAGAAGGUGGUCCGCGAACGGGCCGACAUUUUUACCAAGCACGCGGAAAAGCUGGUCGAAGUGGCAAACCUCGUGUGCAGCAUGUCGAACAACGAGGACGGCGUGAAGAUGGUACGAUACGCCGCGGACCAGAUCGAAACACUCUGCCCGCAGGUAAUCAAUGCGGCCCUGAUACUGGCCGCACGACCCAACUCGAAGGUGGCGCAAGAAAACAUGGAAGCGUACCGUCAGGCCUGGGAGAACCAGGUGCGCAUCUUGACCGAGGCCGUCGAUGACAUUACCACGAUCGAUGAUUUCCUGGCCGUGUCGGAAAACCACAUCCUGGAGGACGUGAACAAGUGUGUGCUGGCGCUGCAGGAAGGCGAUGCACUGGAUCUGCGCAACACGGCUGGCGCCAUCCAGGGACGCUCGGCACGCGUUUGCAACGUGGUGGAGGCCGAGAUGGACAAUUACGAACCGUGCAUCUACACCAAGCGCGUACUGGAAGCGGUAAAGGUGCUGCGCGAACAGGUGAUGUCCAAGUUUGCGCAGCGUGUCGAUGUGGCCGUCGAUGCGCUGUCCUCCAACUCGCCAAAGGAUGUGGACGAGAACGACUUCAUCGACGCGUCCCGUCUCGUGUACGAUGGUGUGCGUGAAAUUCGUCGAGCCGUGCUGAUGAACCGGGACGAAGAAGAUUUGGAUCCAGAAGAUAUUGAAGAUGAACAGUACACGCUCGAGACUAGGAGCAAAUCGAGCGCACAUACCGGAGAUCAAACGAUUGAUGAGUAUCCUGAAAUUAGUGGAAUCACAACCGCUAGAGAAGCAAUGCGAAAGAUGAACGAGGAGGACAAGCAGAAGAUUAUGCAGCAGGUUGAACUGUUCCGUCGCGAGAAACUGACCUUCGAUUCGGAGGUCGCGAAGUGGGACGACACCGGCAACGAUAUCAUCUAUCUGGCCAAGCACAUGUGCAUGAUCAUGAUGGAGAUGACGGACUUUACGCGAGGCCGUGGCCCACUGAAAACGACGAUGGACGUUAUUAAUGCGGCGAAGAAAAUCUCCGAAGCCGGCACCAAGCUGGACAAGCUGACGCGCGAAAUCGCCGAUCAGUGCCCGGAAAGCUCGACCAAGAAGGAUCUGCUCGCGUAUCUGCAGCGCAUCGCCCUGUACUGUCACCAGAUUCAGAUCACCUCCAAGGUGAAAGCCGAUGUGCAGAACAUUAGCGGUGAACUGAUCGUGUCAGGGGUAAUGCUGGACAGUGCGACCUCGCUGAUACAGGCCGCUAAGAAUCUGAUGAAUGCCGUCGUGUACACGGUCAAGUAUUCGUACGUCGCGUCGACAAAGUACACGCGACAGGGCACGGUUUCGAAUUACUCACCGAUCGUCGUGUGGAAGAUGAAGGCACCGGAAAAGAAGCCACUGGUGCGGCCCGAAAAACCGGAAGAGGUGCGUGCCAAGGUGCGGCGUGCGUCGCAAAAGAAAACACAAAACCCGGUGCAUGCACUUUCGGAAUUCCAAAGCCCUACGGAUGCUGUCUAAACGGUUUGCUUCGAAACACACACACAAUUCCUUCCUCCGUAGAAGGAAAACGUAAGAAAAGACAGGUGAGCAGAAGAAGGAGAACAGGUCGGCAAGGUAGGCAAGUGUUGGAACGGACUAAUGGCGUGGUCAGGCCCAUGAUGUGGCUCCUGGCGGGAAAAGAAUAGAAAGCGGAAAUGAAAAUUGUGGAAGAAGUUAGAGAUAAUAGUGUACACAAAGGACUAGUGUACGCAGGUUGGGCCGGACAUGACGAAACAACGUGCGGUUGUUUGGUUUAAAUGGGAUGAUCCAAUGGUAAUGGACCUCUGAUGCACAAGCACAUUCGAAUCGGAAGGCUUUAUGGCGCUUUUCCCACAUCGCUAAUCAAAAAUUGUUCAACGAAUACAAGUAGAGGGCGAUAGAUUCCAAGACAUUUUUUAAACAAACAACCAGCUUCUCGACAUUCGACUAUUUUCGACUAUAUAUUUAUGAUACAUGGUUUUUAUUGCACGUUAUUUAUUAUUCCCCAUUUUUUGUUAAACUCUCUAACGCAAGAAGAAUUUUACGUAAAAAUCAAUGUCUUCUACUGCGUAACCGACGUGCAUCCAAGCAUCGAAAUUCGAACGCAUUUGCAAGCAAUCAACUGCCUCCCCACCUGCAAAGGUCGAAAAUAUGUCACCCCUCUUUUAUUAGCGUUUAAGACAGAGUAAUAAUCAGUAUCAGUAUUGAUCAUUUCGUUCCAACUCCCCGACAAAAAAAAACCCAUAAUUAGGUCGCUGCAAACGAAAAUGAUAGAAUCUGCAAACACAGGGAAACGUCGAAGGUGUUGCGUGUAGCGCGCAAUUGGUAUGGCCAAAAACGAAACUAGGAGUUAAAGUAAAUUGUUCGCGGUAGAACAAAUAUUCUAAUCAUCGAAUGAUGUGACUCUCUCUCUCUCUCUUAGUCGCUUUCUUCAGGUUUGUAGAGAAAUCGGGUUGAAGUGUGUGGAGGACAGUAGCAGCUGCAAUGCUCAAAUAGCAGCUUCGGUAGACCCUCAACCAGGCUAGUGGAAUUUAAUGUUGUAUAUUGAAACGGCAGCAGUCGAUCAUCGGAAGCGUAUUUUCUUGCAAUCGCUCGCAUUUGAUCGUAUUUGAAUGUUUUAGGGAAAAGCCACCAGCUACCACACCAACAAUUACACACCUCAAGGUAGUAAACGUUCCAAACACGCUGUUGUGUAGCCGUAGUAAGUCUGCCGGCACGCUCUAGCGAUUCCACAUAUAUACAGUUACAUACACUCCUAAUGCUAUAAUAUAUACAAACACACACACAUAUAUAUAUAUACGCUCCGGUAAGGUAGCAAUAACUAAGUGGGGGCAACCGGAGGGGAUUUUAACAAACCACAAGAUCAUUUGUACACGUACACACACACACGAGCACACUAGCGGCGUUAGUAUUAAUGUUACUGUUACUGUGGUUGGAUGUGGUAGAAAGGAUUCUUUACACUUAAACAGCUGAAGGCGCACGAGCGACAGUAAGCUUGGAGGGACGGGGAUUUUUUUUAAAGGUUGAAAUGAGUGAAGGAAAUCAUGAACUGCAACAGCAACCAGGUCAAACAAUACUUUAAAGAGGAGGCACGGUGUGUUUAUGCUAACCCCUGACCACGGGGGCAAUAGAAGGAAGCAAGCGGAGAUAGAUCUGUGUGUGCGUGCGCGUGUGUGUAUGAAAUAUAAAAUGUUAGACAACAAAUAA